This is a messenger RNA of Peronospora matthiolae, 1659 nucleotides long. NCBI's taxonomy places the organism in Eukaryota, Oomycota, Peronosporomycetes, Peronosporales, Peronosporaceae. The record is from the annotation of a GenBank genome assembly.
AUGAACCAUUACAUGCGACUUGUAAGUGCUAUUGCUGUAGCUCUCUUGGUCCUUGGCUCGAAAACGAGUGCCACGUCCAGUCAAGUAGUAGCUUCGGAGACAAUUGACGACGACCAGCAACAACAACCACCACCAGCAGCACCACCAGCAGUAGCGUCUUUAGCUGAUUUGCCAUUGUUGAAACUCCAUGUCACGCUUCAUCGGACCGCUAUGGCACUUCACGGCGACUCCGAGUUUGACGUGUUUGCGACCCCCGUCGUGUCGGAAGAUGGCACCCGAGUGCGCUACGAUGGCUAUGCGACUUUUGUUGAAGGUCACUUGUGCAUCACCUACGCCCUUGUCAACGGGGCCCCAUACCUGACAACCAACGACAGCUCGUCGAAUGCCGAAACCGUGCGGUGCAUCCCUUCCAGUCAACUCCCUUUCGACGAUAUGUUACCUGCGAUAAAUGAGGCAACCCCGAUUCCAAGUGCAUCCAUUGGGGGCAAAGCAAUCGAGUGCGAGGGUGGCACCCUCUUGAAGACAUCGUUCGGAGGCAUCUGGUAUGCCAUCUGCUCGUUGGGUCCAGCUGGAUUCACGGCUUAUGCGAGCGACGUGACCAUUGACGUCAACUAUCUCGCGGACUCCGUGGUGAGAACCCCGAAAACCAAGUCGAAUGACAGGUCGUCCUGUGAGACUCUGGUUGAAGCCAUUGCCCUGACACCCACUGGUCUUGCUUUGGUCAGUGGAAGUGACCUGCCACUACCCUCCAGUUCCAGGAAGCUCAUGGAGGCAUCCCACAUGUCAAUGCUUGGGUUCUCUUCCUGUUCGUGUAACUCCGCUCGUCGUCCGUGCCUCUUUAUCCACGGCCUCGGCAACGAGAACGAGGAACAAGGGCUGAUGAACUCGUCACGUCACUUUGGAUGGGAUAAAAUCCAGGAUCACGCCCCGUGCUGCACGUCGAUCAAGUACGUGGCGCUCAAUACGGUGGACUACGGGUGGACCAGUCCUGUGCUGCAAAGAAAGCUGUGCAACCGUUCUCUCUCCAUGUCACCGUCUUCCGAUGCCCUGUCGCGCACUAUUGAAGACACGAUAGUGGUCACGCACUCGAUGGGGGGGUUGAUGUUUGCGGGGGCACUUGCCAAUGCAAAGUGCCACCUCGCGCCAAGCUCCACCUGGAUUGCGCUCAGUCCCCCCAUGUUUGGCAGCAUGGCUUCGGAUCAUCUCGUGGAUUACUGCAAGCACAAUGUCGAGAACCUCGCAGCCAAAAUGAUGUUUGAGGGCAAAUGCCCCGCUUCCAAGUCCACGCGAUCCAUUGCCUAUACGAACGAGAAGUACAGCAGCAAGAAGUUAGACGCUGCUUACGAUGCGGCUCAAGUGGUUUACCGCAGACACGUGUUUGCAGCCAUGUGCAGCAGCUCCUACGUUGGGAACAUAUCCAAGUAUCAGUUCAAGUACAUCAUGGGCGGCAGCAUGAUCCCGCACAAGUCUUCGAAGAAUGACGGACUUGUGGAGUUCCUUAGCUGUGCCGGUGGCAUUCCGCCGUCCAAGUUUGGCAACACGCCUCAUAACAGGUUCUACCGGUGUGAAUUGAACCACGCAGACACGGCGUUCAAGACGGGGGACGGGAUUUUUAAAAGUACGGUGAGACCGGUCACGUGGUUUGAAUGUCUGCUGUGA